Molecule: messenger RNA, 1839 nt
Organism: Arabis nemorensis
Lineage: Eukaryota; Viridiplantae; Streptophyta; Magnoliopsida; Brassicales; Brassicaceae
Source: the annotation of a GenBank genome assembly
AUGGCAAUGGCAGUCUUUAAGGCUCCUCUUAAAGGAGAGUUUCAUGGGGGUAGAAAGAUACAAGGGAAACAGUAUAAGCAUCAUUUGCUUCAGCAACAGUCUUCAGGACGAAGACGUGUUUUCGUGCAGACCGAAACUGGCUGUGUUUUGGGUAUGGAGUUGGAUCGUAGUGAUAAUGUUCAUACUGUUAAGAAAAGGCUUCAGAUUGCAUUUAACUUCCCCACAGAGGAAAGCUCAUUAACAUUUGGUGAUAUGGUGCUUAAGAAUGAUCUGAGUGCUGUGAGGAAUGAUUCUCCGCUUCUCCUAAAGCGUAACUUGAUGCAUAGAAGUUCGUCUACUCCUUGUCUUUCACCUACUGGGAAUGAUAUUCAGAGAAAAGAUCGAAGUGGUCCCAUUGAGAUACUUAGCCACUCGCUCUGUUUUUCGUCUUUGAAGCAAACGGCGAAUGAUAUUGUUAAGGCGAUGAAGAUGGGUGUUGAACCAGUCCCUGUCAGUGGUGGGCUUGGAGGGGCAUACUACUUUAGGAAUGAAAAUGGUCAAAGCGUUGCGAUUGUAAAGCCUACAGAUGAGGAACCUUUUGCUCCUAACAAUCCGAAAGGCUUCAUAGGAAAAGCGCUUGGACAGCCUGGUUUAAAGCCUUCUGUGCGGGUUGGGGAAACCGGGUAUAGAGAAGUUGCGGCGUACCUUCUUGACUAUGGUCACUUUGCUAAUGUACCUCCCACUGCUCUUGUGAAAAUAACACACUCUGUAUUCAAUGUCAACGAUGGAGUAAACGGGAAUAAAUCUCGUGAGAAAAAAAAGCUGGUCAGCAGCAAGAUUGCUUCGUUCCAGAAGUUUGUAGAUCAUGAUUUUGAUGCAAGUGAUCACGGGACUUCAAGCUUCCCAGUUGCUUCUGUGCACCGCAUCGGGAUAUUGGACAUAAGGAUUCUCAACACAGACCGUCAUGGUGGAAACCUUUUGGUGAAGAAACUUGAUGAUGGUGUUGUUGGAAGGUUUGGUCAAGUGGAGCUUAUUCCGAUAGAUCACGGUCUCUGCUUGCCAGAAACACUCGAAGAUCCUUACUUCGAGUGGAUUCAUUGGCCUCAGGCUUCAAUACCUUUCUCUGAAGAAGAACUUGAGUACAUACAGAAUCUUGAUCCAGCGAAAGACUGUGACAUGCUUCAAAGAGAGCUUCCAAUGAUCCGAGAGGCUUGUCUCAGAGUCUUAGUUCUCUGUACUGUUUUCCUUAAAGAAGCUGCUGCUUAUGGACUUUGUCUUGCAGAGAUAGGUGAGAUGAUGACUCGUGAAUUCCGCGCUGGAGAAGAAGAGCCAAGUGAACUAGAAAGGUUGUGUAUCGAAGCGCAGAGAUCAGUGGCUGAACAACACUUUUUAUCUCCCAAGUCAGAUUUAGAAGUAGGGGCAGAGUUUAUGUUUGAUCUCGACUAUAAUGACCUAGGCUCAGUUUAUGGCUCGAAGACACAAACAGAUGAGUCCUUAGCCAAAAACCCAUUCUCAACCGGACGUUCUUCACUCGGAAAGCUUGAUGAAAGCAUUGCGGAAGAAGAAGAAACCGAAGGACAGACAAGAUUUGCUCUUUCUCCAAAGCUUUCAACAUCAAUGAAGAGCAACAACCCGAAACGUCAAAGAGACAACAAAACCGAGAAAACAUUGUCGAGUCACAAGAGCGCGAACGUGCAGCUUCCGGUUAGCCCAAACUUUGUGAAGUUAGCAGACAUGAAAGAAGUCGAAUGGGUUGUGUUCUUGGAGAAGUUUCUAGAGUUGCUUGACUCAGCAUUUGCAGAAUGUAAGACCAUGACGUUGAGGAACAGACAGAGACUUGGUACUUCGUGCCAGUUUUGA